GAGAUGCUUUACUUACUGAGGUUACGAGGAUGAAUGCAUUGGAGUAUAGGGAGAAAUUUUCUGAAGGGAGCCAUAGGGAGAAAACUAAGAAGAAUGUAUUGGAAAUGUAUAUCCCAACCGAGGGUCGGAGUUGGGUCAGAAGAUCUUUAACGGGGAUUAUUAAGCUCUCUCUUGAUUUUAAGUCAGUUUAUGAGUUUUUCCUUAGUAACGGUUAUGAAGUUCAGAUUGCUGGUUGGGGUUAUGUCCGUAAUUCCUGUGCUAUCAUCUUCAAAUCUCAAGAGGAGAUGUCGGAGGCAUGGACAAAGAAGAGAGGUGUAAUAGGCUUCUGGUUUGACAGAUUGGCCCCUUUACUGAAUGAAGGAGUGCCAAUGGCUUUCUGCCAGCUCGAGUUAUCUGGGGGCAAGAAGAAUUCUGGUUAGAGAAGCUUUAGAACAUGUCAAUAUUUAUACAGCAUCUUCUUCAGGUUUCUCAGAAAUCUUGGAUGAAGCAGUAGCUACAUGGCAAGUUAGUCAGAUUCUGGGGGUUUCUUUUAUACAGGGGAAGGAAGCUUUCUUGGAUAAAAUCAUUGAGCUGGAGAAAGGUUUGAAGGUGGCAAACUGAGUUGCCAUUUUGGGGAAACUAGAUUAUUCAUCAGUUUUUAUGAAGGAUAAACUAGCUAUAAUUUCAUGGAAUG
This is a messenger RNA of Hibiscus syriacus, 673 nucleotides long. RefSeq lists its product as uncharacterized. The record is from RefSeq and is a predicted model, not a curated record. The coding region runs from base 30 to 419 and encodes 129 amino acids. The transcript is spliced from 2 exons. NCBI's taxonomy places the organism in Eukaryota, Viridiplantae, Streptophyta, Magnoliopsida, Malvales, Malvaceae.